Molecule: messenger RNA, 1848 nt
Organism: Alexandromys fortis (reed vole)
Lineage: Eukaryota; Metazoa; Chordata; Mammalia; Rodentia; Cricetidae
Product: folate receptor beta-like
Exons: 4
Coding region: 140-970 (276 amino acids)
Biological process (GO): sperm-egg recognition; fusion of sperm to egg plasma membrane involved in single fertilization; cell adhesion
Cellular component (GO): external side of plasma membrane
Molecular function (GO): signaling receptor activity
Source: RefSeq, a predicted model, not a curated record
CAAAGCGCUCAUCCUCUGUGCUCAGCUGCGGACAAAGACUGUGGGGACUGCCCAGGCUCUGAGCUGCUGCUAGCCUAGGGUCAGGCCAACUUGGACACUCCUAUGUGUGCUCCCAGAAGGCAAGGACAUUCAGAAAGACAUGGCCUACAAACAGACACCAGUGCUGCUUUUGGUCUGCAUAGCCACCACAUGCAGUGCCCGGGACAGAGCAGACCUGCUCAACACUUGCAUGGAUGCCAAGCACCACAAGACAAGGCCGGGCCCGGAAGACAAGCUGCAUGACCAGUGUAGGCCAUGGAAGGAAAACGCCUGCUGCUCAGUCAACACCAGCCAGGAGAUACACAAAGACAACUCCCGUCUGUACAACUUCAACUGGGAUCACUGUGGCAAGAUGACCCCUGCCUGCAAGCGGCACUUCAUCCAAGACACCUGUCUGUAUGAGUGCUCCCCCAACCUGGGGCCUUGGAUUCAGCAGGUAAUGGGUCAGGAGGGCGCCCUUGGGCUCAGUUUCUUUACAGCUAUAGCUGCCAACAUCCCCUCUACCCAGGUGGACCAGAGCUGGCGUAAAGAGCGCUUCCUGGGUGUUCCCUUGUGCAGAGAGGACUGUCAGGAGUGGUGGGAGGCCUGCCGCACCUCAUUUACCUGCAAGAUGGACUGGCAUAAAGGCUGGGACUGGACCUCAGGCAUUAACAAGUGCCCGGCCUCUGCAGCCUGCCUCACCUUUCAGCAGUACUUCCCCACACCAGCCAGCCUGUGUGAGGGUCUCUGGAGCCACUCCUACAAGGUCAGCAACUACAGCCGAGGGAGCCGCCGCUGCAUUCAGAUGUGGUUCGACCCAGCCCAGGGCAAUCCCAAUGAGGAGGUGGCUGCAUUCUAUGCUUCCCUUGUGUCAGCUGGGGCUGCUCCCCAGUCAGUGGUGCCUCUUGUGCCCAGCCUGGCCCCAGUGCUGUCAUUCUGGCUCCUUGGCUGAGGUCAGUCUUCUCUAUCAAGAAAGAGGAAGUCCUAAGCCUGCUCCACCUCACUCCUCUGCCUCCAGUUCCUGCUCCACGAUGGGGCUCCGGCUUCCUAAACAGUCAUUUCUAAUAAAUCUGCGGCACAUCUAGGUCUAAUAAACUGUAGUCAUUGUGAGUUCGUGGGUGGGCGGGGACAGAUCCUUUGGGGUCAGAGCAAAUAGAGUGUUUGAAUGCCCUUGUCACCAUAUAAAAGCUUGUAGUUAGUGCCCUCCUCCCAGAAGGUGGAUGAACUAAGUGUCUAAGCAUUAGUAGUCUGUAGGAAUCUAGUUGUUUCUGGGGCCCCAAGUGAGAGGCAGAUCCAGGAUUUCUUAUUUAUAUAGUUCCCAAACAUUAUCCCUUCGUGGGCUGAGACUGUAACUCAGUUGGAAGAGUGUUUGUCUCGCAUUCAGAAGCUCUAGGUUCUAUCCUAAAGGGUGUUGGCAUAGGCCUGCAAUCCCAGCACUUGGGAGAAGAAGGUAGGAGGAUAAGAAGCUCAGUCUCAUCGUUGUCUACAUGGAGAAUUUGAGGACAAUAUGGGAUAUAAGAAACACCGUCUCCAGGCUGGAGAGAUGGCUCAAAGGUUAAGAGCACUGGUUGCUCUUCCAGAGGUCCUGAGUUCAAUUCCCAGCCACCACAUGGUGGCUCACAACCAUCUGUAAUGGGGUCUGAUGCCCUCUUCUGGCCUGCAGACAUAUAUGCAGGCAGAACCCUGUAUACAUAAUAAAUAAAUUUAAAGAGAGAGAGAUACUGCCUCCAACAAAAAUAAAAUCACAUUCCCCAUACCCCACCAUGUGUCUGCUUAUCUCGCUACUCAGCUUACAAUGGGAAAACUGGAAAUAGAAAGGGGGAAAACUUC